Messenger RNA from Cucumis melo (muskmelon), 1338 nucleotides. RefSeq lists its product as uncharacterized. The transcript has 7 exons. Gene Ontology annotation, cellular component: cytosol; nucleus. NCBI's taxonomy places the organism in Eukaryota, Viridiplantae, Streptophyta, Magnoliopsida, Cucurbitales, Cucurbitaceae. Gene Ontology annotation, biological process: proteasome assembly. Bases 292 to 1071 code for a protein of 259 amino acids. The record is from RefSeq and is a predicted model, not a curated record.
UAAGUUUCAACGGCGGUUCAAAUGGAGAGCCCCGGCUCCAGCGUUGAAGCCUUAAUGGAUGCUCAACCAUGAUUCAUGAAAAUUGGGGGUUGCAUCCUGUUCAAAGUUCAAAUAAGGAGCAUCCAAAACAACCGCUAAUGAAUUGCCUCUUUAGAACUCAGUCUGACCAUCCCUUUAGCCCAGCCCUUUCCUGUAGAAUUCAUGAAGACAAAAAACUGGGUAGUAGAUACUCCUCUCAAGUCUCCUCCAUCGUGGUGAGAACAAGAUUGAGGUUGAAAACCUAGUUUUAUAAUGUUGCCAGCGCUGUCAAUAGGCAAUGUGGGGCAGUUAGCAGUAGAUUUGUUGGUUUCCUCAAUGAGAGCUGCAAGAAUUGGUUAUUUGGACGACCCAUGUGUUCUGCCUUGUAUUGGUAACAAUGCUUAUGAGCCACUUCCUAUGGGGGAGCUUGCCCUCCCUCUUGAAGUUUAUGAAUCAACAGCUAAUGCUUUGACCCUUGUUCAGCAAAGGUCACCUGUGAUCAAGGGGAAAGUGGUUGAUUUUGCAAAGAACUUGGCUGAUUUUAUUGCAACUUGUGGUAAGAAGCAUGUUGUUCUGCUCUCUAGCUUAGAUUUUGGAAGGUGGCAACAAAUUGACACAUCGAGUGGUUCGCAGAUACAUUAUCUUUCUAGCACCAAGGACGACGGAACUGAUGACUACUGUGAACAAAUGGGAUGGAGAAGCCUGCAUGAAUAUGAUUCAGAGCAGUCACGAUGGAAAUAUCUUAGCACUCUAACCGAAGCCAAGACUACACAGGAGGACGGCCCACCUUCUGAUGAAGAGUUAGAGGAGGGAGACUACCUUCCAAGUCUACCAUUUGCCUCUCUUUUCACUUUUUUGAAGGCGAAAGGUAUAAAGGUCACCUGCUUAUUAUGCUAUUGUUCAGAAGGAGACAACAUUCCUGAUGCUUUCAAUUUGGCUGAGGCAACAGGCAAACUUCUGGGUCUGCGUCCUGGUGAUGAAGGCAUCAAAUGGGUAAUCCCCUAUUCUUGGAAGUCUGUUUAUGGACCCCCACCAGAUCUGUCCAUCUUCUAGGCAAAGAUGGAUUGAGGAUGGGACUCCUUGUCAGUUUUGCUAAAAUGAUGCCAGAAGAGCCAGUUCAAGAAAAUUGAUCUUGUAUAGUAAAGUAGAAAUGAAAAACCUCUCAAUCCAUUCCGUAACAAGGUGAAUGCUUCCCCUCUUUUUAGUUAAUUUAUUCUACUUUUGUCAAUUUGGAAUUAUAAAUUUUCUGUCUUGGAGUUGUGUAUUCAAAUGGUAAUUGCAUAUCUAACCGUGAUUGAGGUAAAGUUUUAUUGAUUAAAA